Messenger RNA from Komagataella phaffii GS115, 630 nucleotides. RefSeq lists its product as uncharacterized. Gene Ontology annotation, biological process: regulation of transcription by RNA polymerase II. The transcript has a single exon. NCBI's taxonomy places the organism in Eukaryota, Fungi, Ascomycota, Pichiomycetes, Pichiales, Pichiaceae. The coding region runs from base 1 to 630 and encodes 209 amino acids. Gene Ontology annotation, molecular function: DNA-binding transcription factor activity, RNA polymerase II-specific; RNA polymerase II cis-regulatory region sequence-specific DNA binding. The record is from RefSeq and is a predicted model, not a curated record. Gene Ontology annotation, cellular component: PcG protein complex; transcription regulator complex.
AUGAGUUUUCAAGUCUACAACAUGGUGUCCUUGCCAGCACCGCAAGCAACAUCAUUCUCCCAACAUCCGAAACUUCCAACAUUGGAAGUGAUACAACGGCCACCACUCACUGGAAGACAUGGCAUUCACGAAGAAGAGAUCAAGCUACCUUCCUUUAGAUCUUUACUGGCUAGUGCGGGCACUGCCGCUGCUCUUGAAUAUCCCCCCAGGAUUCAACCCCAAUUUGCAACAGGGGCACCUGCACCUGAGCAAGCAUUUUAUCAGCCCCUAAAUACCGUGGGAGUCACGAGGCCCAACAUUCACACCUCCAUCACUCCACCACUGGAGGCGCAGGACCUCCCUCACCAACAAAAGUUUAUGGAACCAUUUGCGUCCUUCCCCAAUACAGUAGUGUCUUCUACACCCAACACAGCCAUCAGAAAAUACAAGUGCAAGAUCUGCGAGAGGUCUUUCACAACGUCGGGCCACUUAGCUCGUCACACACGUAUUCACACUGGUGAAAAGAAGCAUGAGUGUCCUUUCGAAGGCUGUUCUGCUAGGUUCAGCCGUCAGGAUAACUGCAUGCAACAUUACAAGACGCAUGUUAAUACCAAGUCGAAACGAAAGAGAUCUAGAUUGAGAAGUAAAUAG